AUGGAUUCUCGAACGACAACGACAGAGGCGCCUAGUAAGCGACCUCGAUCAGAUUCUGGGGAGUUCCCCCCGAUUGCGUCCAAACUCCCCAAGACCCAUUCAAAUCACCUGCAAAUUAACUAUCUUGCGCGCCAAUACCCCGAAAACCUUCCUCUAGUCUCGCUAGAAGACACAAUGCCCGCUAUAGUGCACUUGAUUGGCGAAUAUGACGGUGUCUUACAUCGCCAUGAGAGCAUCGCUGGGAAUCUAGGCGCGUGCCCUCUGGGCCCAAUCCUGAUCAAGCGCUUCGAGCGUCUUUUCGACGGCCCGCCCCGGGUACUCAAGUCGCACGGGAAGGACAACCCCAACGUCACAUGGCUAGACGUGGUGGAAUUUGCGAAGAGCAAACCCGAACAAUUCAACUUGGAAAAGAGCCGCAACGGUGUGCGAGUAUGCCAGUUUUACACGAAGCAAAGCCGCGUGGAGAUCAGCGAGGAGGACUUUGUGCUGAUCGCCUCGGGGAUGCCUCAAAAGAUGAUUCCCCCUCAGCCAAUUAUCGAGGAUGAGGAGAAGGAGCUUGGAGCUCUCGAAAUCCUCGAGAAGAACCUCCAGCAAAUAAUCCAAGUUGCAGAUCAAGUCUCUGCACGUGCCCGGCAACUUAACCAUCGCUUGAAGAAUCGUAGGACCGCCAUCGUUACCCGGCGGGAGAGUGACGUGACUCUCCACAACUCUCGGCCACCGCAGCUUCAUUCACAGACCCAGCCGCAUCUUCCGCAACAACGCUCCAUGAGUCCUGUUUGGCGCGACGCCAAUGGCAAUGCCCACGGUCCACUGAACGGUAAUGGCAAUGGCGCGUCCAACGCCCAGUCCCCGUCCAGCGGUUUCGUCGCAGUCAACACCGGUCGACAUGGCGCGGAAGUUCCGGCGGAAGAGAAUCCCUUGUCAUCGCAGUUUUUAUUCUCCCACUCCAACACGGAAAAUGUGACGAUCAUAAACGGGACGUCUAUCAAGGGUGCCUCUCCAACUACACGCGCUGAGUUGAUGAAAAAGUUCUUCACUACGCAAGACCGCCAAGUGCGCAGUUCGUACGAAGAAGCCACUGGAUCGAGCAACCGUCAGUCGUCGCGUCCUCGACCUAGAGUAUCUGAAGGUGGCGGCGACUACAGCAGCAUGUUCGCACCAUCACCUGCCACAGUCGCUAUUCCGAAUACUCCGACUUCGUUACUUCCUCCCCCGAAAUCACACCAUCAUGAGAAGGAUGACGGCGGCCCAUUUAAGAUCGAGAUGGUUGCCCGCAUGGAAGAGCUACAGCGAGGUGAUCGUAUUAUGCCACCUUGCGAUCGAUGCCGCCGUCUCCAUAUGGACUGUCUCAAGAAUCUUACCGCAUGCAUGGGCUGCACAAAGAAGCACGCCAAGUGCUCUUGGCGAGACGUGAAAGAGGAUGAGCUACGGGAAGCUCAGCGCGCUGAUCGGGAGCAUGCGGAGGACCCACAUUCAAAGGAGACGUCCACCAGCCCUACUGCUACAGCCCCGGAACAGUCGUAUCCAUCUACUACCGUUCCCACACCUGCCCCAGCUCCAGCUACCGUGCUACCCGAGCCAGAAAGGGGACGCGAGGGCCCGGCAGAUGUCAACAUCCGCAGGGAAUCCGCACCGAUUGCCGCACCGGUGUCACGACCCCCGCCCGGAAGGGAAGUAUCCCCACGACGAGCAAUGAGCGAGAACCAGGGCAGCCACAGUCACCCGUUCGGCCACGAACGACAUGACCGAACUGGUAGGCGGAUCAGUAUCAACCGGAACGAACACGCCCGGGAUGACCGGGAUGAUGUUCCGGAUGCGCUGAGACAGGCCAUACUUGAUACAUAUAACACUCACCACCGAGCCGCGGCGAAAGCAAGUGUACAUGAAGUUAGCAACGAGCGCGAGCGGGAUCGCGAGCAUGACAAGGAGCGAGAGCAGCGAGAGAGAGAACGAGAACGAGAGCGCGAGCGCGAGCAGGAACGAGACCGGAAAUUGGUGAGAGCAUAA
This is a messenger RNA of Aspergillus puulaauensis, 2007 nucleotides long. RefSeq lists its product as uncharacterized. Lineage: Eukaryota; Fungi; Ascomycota; Eurotiomycetes; Eurotiales; Aspergillaceae. The record is from RefSeq and is a predicted model, not a curated record. Gene Ontology annotation, molecular function: DNA-binding transcription factor activity, RNA polymerase II-specific; zinc ion binding. Gene Ontology annotation, biological process: regulation of DNA-templated transcription. Bases 1 to 2007 code for a protein of 668 amino acids. The transcript has 2 exons.